CAUUUGUUUAGUCGAACUUAAAUUCCAUACUGAUGAAGUAUUCGACUUUGAGAUGAUUAAGUUUUCCCACUAUAUAUAUAGAACUUUUCUCAACGAGGUGUUCCAUUCUUUCCUCCAUCCUAAGUAAUGUUGUGCUCAGUGAGGGCGGGUUUAGCGGGCUCACGCCCCUCACCCUCCGGUAGGAUUCCGAUCACACACCAGUCAUGCCUAUGGUCAAGGCAGUUGUUGACUUCACGUCCUUCUACAAGAAUUAGUAAUAACGGUGUUGCCGUCAUGGUAACAAAUGUUUUAAGACGUGGUUCAUCUUCUAUUCACACCUUUAAGGCAAAGGCCAAGGGUAAAGAAGAAAGUAAUCCAGGAUUCCCACCACAGAACCAGGAUGAACAACCAGGAAAAGAGUACCUCAUGGAUCCUCUACCAAUAUUCAGCAAUCCUAAUUACAAGGCCUCUAACAAACUCCAAGGAAAGGUGGCCUUGGUAACAGGUGGUGAUUCCGGUAUUGGGAGAGCUGUUUGCUGCUCGUUUGCUAAAGAAGGGGCAACUGUUGCCUUUACUUAUGUGGAAGGUGUCGAGGACAUAGAUGCAAAGAACACGUUAGAGAUCAUAAAUGAUUCAAAAACAAGCGAGGCAGGUGAUCCAAUUGCAAUACCUACUGAUGUGAGGUUUGAAAAGAAUUGUAAGGAUGUUGUGGAUAAGGUGGUUGAAAAAUAUGGUCGGAUCGAUGUCCUCGUGAACAAUGCAGCCGUACAGUACGAAACAUAUUCUUUAGAUGAUAUUACUGAUGAGAGACUUGAAAGGCUAUUUAGAACCAACAUCUUCUCUCAUUUCUUCUUGACAAGGUAUGCUGUGAAGCACAUGAAAGAAGGAAGCAGCAUCAUAAACACAACUUCAGCCGUAGCAUUCACAGGCAGCACAAAGCUACUAGAUUACGCUUCAACAAAGGGGGCCAUCGUGGCCUUUACAAAGGGCCUCGCAACAUACCUGGUCGACAAGGGGAUUCGUGUUAAUGGUGUGGCCCCUGGACCCGUUUGGACUCCACUUGAAGCUGCUUCACUCAAUGACGAGGAUCUGGCAGAGUAUGGCUCACAGGUGCCAAUGAAUAGGGCAGCUCAACCUGUUGAGAUUGCUCCAUCAUAUGUGUUCCUGGCAUCCGAGGACGCUUCCUACUUUACUGGCCAAAUUCUUCAUCCUGAUGGUGGGGGAAUUUCCGGUUUUUAAGAAUAUGGAGCGGAGUAUAUGAUAUAUUUUGCGCUUAAUUAAGUAAUUAAAUUUUGUGUAUUUUAAAUAAAAUGACGUUAAAUGUAAAAUCUUGUGUACUUUAAAUAAAAUGCCGUUCAGAUGUAAAUUCUUAUAUAUGUUUUGGAACAUCGAACAUGCAAUUCUUAAGAGCUUUAA
This is a messenger RNA of Lactuca sativa (garden lettuce), 1395 nucleotides long. Its product is annotated as glucose and ribitol dehydrogenase. Gene Ontology annotation, molecular function: oxidoreductase activity. Lineage: Eukaryota; Viridiplantae; Streptophyta; Magnoliopsida; Asterales; Asteraceae. The record is from RefSeq and is a predicted model, not a curated record.